This is a messenger RNA of Caenorhabditis auriculariae, 298 nucleotides long. The record is from the annotation of a GenBank genome assembly. Lineage: Eukaryota; Metazoa; Nematoda; Chromadorea; Rhabditida; Rhabditidae.
AUGGUUCCAGAGGUUGUGGGGGACAGAAUCGGCGAGGCCGAGGGGAAGGAUUCCGGGGAGCUGGACGAGGUCGUCCUCGUAGCGGGGGCGAUCCUCAUCGUAGAUUCCGGGGCACAGGUCGUGGCCAUGUAGAAUCGAACUACAAAGACAUGGGUAAAAAGAUGGUCCUUCUGUGGAUUUAAAGAGUUUUCAGAUGCUCCCGCUCUAUAGACGGCUUGAAGGGGUUCACAAGGCAAUUUUGUGGAUUCCUGCGUCUGCGCUCUCCAAUAAACCUGCAGCUAAUUAUGGGCGUGGCUAG